CUUUACUUGUGACUUGUUAAAAAAAGGCGGAGAGACCCACCCACCCAUCACUCGCAUUUACCGUGUAGAAAGAGCGAAGUUGAAGGUCGCUCACGUUUUGCUCCUUCUUCUUCAGAGAUUUUGACUGUUAGGUUUCUCGAGGAUCUGUGUCGUAUGAGCCUCGGGUUUUGAAGAAGAUGGAUCUAUCUUCCCAACGACAAUCCCCAAAUGGUUCCAGGGGGUUUCGCCUUCAAGCUCCAUUGGUGGAUUCCGUAUCUUGCUACUGCAGAGUAGAUUCAGGUCUCAAGACCGUUGUAGAAGCUAGAAAGUUCGUUCCUGGCUCAAAGCUUUGUAUCCAACCCGACAUCAACCCCAAUGCUCAUCGUCGCAGCAAGAACUCUAAGCGAGAGAGGACAAGAAUCCAACCUCCGCUUCUCCCUGGCCUCCCCGACGACCUAGCCGUCGCUUGUCUCAUCCGUGUCCCUCGUGCAGAGCAUAGGAAACUCAGGCUUGUGUGUAAGAGAUGGUACAGGCUUGCUUCUGGUAACUUUUUCUACUCUCAGAGGAAGCUACUUGGGAUGUCUGAAGAAUGGGUUUAUGUUUUUAAGAGAGAUCGUGAUGGGAAGAUCUCUUGGAACACGUUUGAUCCUGUCUCCCAGCAUCCUCAGCCGCUUCCACCUGUUCCUAGAGAGUAUUCUGAAGCUGUUGGGUUUGGUUGCGCUGUUCUAAGCGGUUGUCAUCUUUAUUUGUUUGGAGGUAAAGAUCCGUUAAGAGGAUCAAUGAGGAGGGUUAUUUUCUAUAAUGCCAGGACGAAUAAGUGGCAUAGAGCACCGGAUAUGCUUAGGAAGCGACACUUCUUUGGUUCUUGUGUCAUUAACAACUGCUUGUAUGUAGCGGGUGGGGAGUGCGAAGGGAUACAGAGGACACUACGCUCAGCUGAGGUUUAUGAUCCGAACAAGAACAGGUGGAGUUUUGUUGCUGAUAUGAGCACAGCGAUGGUGCCUCUUAUCGGUGUGGUUUAUGACAAGAAGUGGUUUCUCAAGGGUCUUGGCUCUCACCAACAGGUCAUGAGUGAAGCUUAUGACCCUGAGACUAACUCAUGGAGGCCGGUCAGUGACGGGAUGGUUACCGGUUGGCGAAACCCGUGUACUUCUCUAAACGGUCGUCUCUACGGAUUGGACUGUAGAGACGGGUGUAAGCUCAGGGUGUUUGAUGAAACCACGGAUUCAUGGAACAAGUUCAUGGACAGUAGAGUACACUUGGGAAACUCGAGGGCGCUUGAAGCUGCGGCUCUUGUCCCGCUGAACAAUAAGCUUUGUAUAAUACGGAACAACAUGAGCAUGAGUCUGGUUGAUGUAACGAAUCCUGAUAAGAACAACCCUCGAGUAUGGGAAAACAUUGCGGUGAAAGGACAGUCCAAGAGCAUACUAAGUAAUUUAUGGUCGAGUAUCGCAGGGAGAGCUGUGAAAAGCCAUAUUGUGCAUUGCCAAGUGCUUCAAGCCUAAUGUUGAGAAGAAACUCAAACCACAUUGAGUUUCCAAGAAGAGAAGCAGCUCUUGUUUGCUGGCUCAGUAACUGUUUGAGAUAGAGAGAAUCUUCGCUACAAUCUCACCAACCGAAUGAAUCUACACAGAGGCGAAGAACUCAAUGUCUGGUCUUAACAGUCGUACAAGAGUCGAAGAGAGUAUAAAAACAGACAUGGCCAUGUCUUCUGGUGUUGUUAAUCUUUGUUAGUAUUCAUAGGAAGGUGGCCUUCUAAAUGGUUUUAGCAAUUGUUAUUGACAUUUUGUUCUCUGUGGUCUGUAAAUCUCUCAAGUAUUUUGUCUAUAAUUCGAAUCAAAUCUUAAAUAUGAAUAGUUCAAGCCA
Messenger RNA from Brassica napus (rape), 1845 nucleotides. RefSeq names its product F-box/kelch-repeat protein At1g55270-like. The coding region runs from base 177 to 1484 and encodes 435 amino acids. NCBI's taxonomy places the organism in Eukaryota, Viridiplantae, Streptophyta, Magnoliopsida, Brassicales, Brassicaceae. The transcript has 2 exons. Gene Ontology annotation, molecular function: protein binding. The record is from RefSeq and is a predicted model, not a curated record.